AGCAGCUCGCCCGGAGUUUCCUCCUGCAUAAGUACGCAUUUAAUUGAAUUACUGUCAUACGAGUAAGACCUGCCUGCGCAGAAGGCAUUUGUUUAUUUUAGAGUGUUGUAAACCAUCAAACUGAAUAAAGUCAAAGUUCAUUCAUUGGCCGCACAAGAAAAAACAUGCCCGGUUUCGUUGGUUCUCGGACGUUGCUCUCGACGACAGCGUUGCUGUCGGGUUCGUUUGCGGACGCAGGAACAACUACUGCCGCAGCCCCCUCGCCAUGGGAAAAGUUCGAAUCUUUCAAGAGGAAAUACAAUCUGCACUUCGACACCCAGGAGGAAGACGGGAAGCGCUUUCGCAUCUUCUUGGAAAAUUUGGAACGCGCCAAUCAGUUGGCGAAGAAAAGCAAGUCGAAGGCGCAGUUCGGCAUCACGGUAUAGUGGUUUGCAAUAAAUAGUUGGAAAUACGUGAUGUGAACAAGAGGGAAAAGCUCGCGCUGUGGGUAGCUUAUCCUUAUAUCAGAACUCUAAUCGUCAAGUUGAAGUUGUUUCAUUGGUUUUACGUUUGUGCGCCGUCGUGCUGGAGUACACCGUUGUGUUUAACGAUGAACACGAUGCUAUCAGAGGCCGAAAAAAAAAGUUGACUUCGUGCAAUAUGCACGCAAAUUGAAAGAUUUUGUCAUUUAAAAACCUAGCAGUGAAGCACUCAGUCGUCGUGUUUUGAUUCAAGUAUCACCGUCGCCAAAAAGUAUCUGACACAAACUACUGCCGCCAAAAAGCGUCUGACGCAUUUUGUUGAGUACGUUAUCUCGUCUGCAUGCCGAUGGUGUGCGGUGACUCAUAACCAGUACACUAUGCAUUUCAAUUAAUGCCUAUGCAUUGCAAAACAGAAAUUCGCGCACCUGACACCGCAAGAAUUUAAAGUGAAGCACACCGGGUUCCGCAAGACGCCCGGCAGAAAGCCGUUCCCGAAAAAGACCUUCAAAAAACGCUCCGGCUCGAUCGACUGGCGGCAGGUCGGGUCUUUGGUCACGCCGGUGAAAAACCAAGGACAAUGCGGAUCAUGCUGGGCCUUCUCCGCCACCGAGGCAUUGGAAACCGGGUUUGACGACUUUUAAAUGGAGUGUUUUUUUCGUGCCGCCGAGACAAUGAAUUUGAAACAAAGCGGAAUAAGUCGCGGUCGAGCGUUGCGAAUGAUUAACUUGUCUUCCGGCAAUCAAAUAAAAGUAGAACAAAAACUGGUUUAUGAUGCUAAAUCAUGAUCAGGUACUGGAAGGCCAGCGGGCAGAUGAAGAUCCUUUCCCCUCAGCAGACAGUUUCUUGUGACCAACAGGAUUUGGCCUGUAAUGGUGGCGACACGACGACUGCCUACGAAUACAUGCAACAGACGGGGGGUGUCGAGACCGAGGCGGACUAUCCCUACGUGUCCGGGGACACCGGCGGCCGCGGCACGUGCAAAGCGGAUCCCAGCGAAUACGCAGUAUUGAGCUUUUGACGUGCAGAUGAUUUCUAGAUGUGUCUUCACAUGGCGCAUGAACUUUCACUGAAAAAUGUUGGCUGCUCGGUAUGGCAUACAAAAAAUUUAAAAUUGCAGGAAAGAGCUAACCUUCACUCCUUUCAGACACGCAUAAAAGAAAAUCAUGAUCAUCAGGUCAAGCUCGACGCAGUGCACACUGUGAGUCAGGAUGAAUUUGGAGAGGAUGAUAUGUAUUCCGCCAUUUUGUCGUCCCCGAUUAGCAUCUGCGUCGACGCAAGUUCGUGGCAGCUGUACUUCGGCGGCGUGGUCGAUUCGAGCACGUGUGGUAAGGUUGUUUUUUGCGAUCUUCAAUCAUAAUAAAUAUGCGCGACAAAAAUGCGUGACGUAGAAGAACAAGAAGUGAGGAAUAAAUCGAAAUGGAAAAAAUCUCAAGAUACAACUUGAUGGGGUGGAGGAUGAUUAUGGUCAUGAUGAUAAUUAAAAAAAAAAACCCUUAUCAGGCACCGACCUCGACCAUUGCGUGCAAACCGUCGGUAUCAAGGCGGGUGAGUACUGGAUCGUGAAGAACCAGUGGGCCGAAGACUGGGGCGAGGAAGGCUACAUCCGUGUGAAGACGGGCGAAAACGCGUGCGGAAUCGCCAUGGAGGCCACCGUCGUCGACGCGGAAGACGAAAACCGAAGGAAGAAGCUGAAGGAUGACCGCACGCAGGAAGUGAUCGACACCUUGAUCGGCCUGUCCGAGGGAUUUGGUCUGCACAUUUAUCUGCCGCAAACUUGUUCUUCCCGCCGUAGUACAGGUACGCGACUUCGAACUCGAACACGUACAAAAUUCAUCGCGGCUAUUUCUGCAUAAAGAGAUGAAAACUAGUGUAGAAGUUGCAGCGUUGUUAUUAAUAGCAUGGGACCUCCGACAUGGUCGUGCACUUUAAGUGUGCAAAGAAUUUUGUGAUGUAUUGACUCCGUCGUGGUCGUCGUGUGCGGGGAAGAUGGAGAAUUUGUAUUGCAUAACCUGGAGGAGAAGUGCAUCGACGCGAGCGACGCAGUCAUGGACAAACUCGAAAAAGCGGUGGAGCUGAUGGAGAAAAAGACGCCGGUAUAAUAUGAAUAAACUCGGAUAAUUUAGAAAACCUAGUUCUACUCCGAUUUAGAAGUGGACGUAGAUGACAAAAGUUUAGGGGCAGCUCUGGUGAAGAAUCUCUUAAUCUUACUAGGUCGAGUGUUAGUGAUAUUCACGACGGUGGUCUUAGUCUUAUUCACGUUGAACUCAAUAAAUAGUUCGCGUUUAUCUUGAUACCACGUCUGAAGUGUUGAAUGUCAGUUGCUCCUGUGCGAUUAGUGCAACAAGCUCUGCUCUAUUUACUAAAACCACGACACCACAGACCGCCAUGCUGGAGGCCUUAGAGAUGGUCCAGGAAGCGCUCCGCACGGACUGGCCAGCCGCGGCUGCGGCCUGCGAGGCCACCAAGGACGAGUUGAUCAAGAUUAUCGCUGCGCUGGACAUCCUGGAUAUGCAUUGUAAAUGUAUCGUACUAGUAUAUAUCGCAAGACAAAUUUAGCUGAGCAUGAGACACGGAAUUUGUCAUGCUGAUUUGCCUUGGAGUGGAGAUUUGUAAUGCAUGACUGCGAUUACCACGACGAAUGCGAUACUUUCGCACAGGAUACUGGACCACCCGAAGCAGUUCGUGUACCACGUCGGGCAGGACCUCGUGGUCAACGGCGUCUCCAUCUACAAGGACGUCAACGAGGGCAUCGCGCACUACAAAAAGCAGGAGUUUCACGACUUCGGUUUCUCCUUGGGGACGGCGUUGUCGCUUUUGAUCGUCGGCGAGAAGGCCACCACGGACGUGUACGUGUGA
Molecule: messenger RNA, 3317 nt
Organism: Amoebophrya sp. A120
Lineage: Eukaryota; Dinophyceae; Syndiniales; Amoebophryaceae
Source: the annotation of a GenBank genome assembly